GAUUUUAAAAUUGUAAACAAAAGUGGUCGUAAAAUAGAUCGAGAAGUCUAGAAUUUUUAUUAAACAUUUUUAAAAUUUACUAAUUCUCUAAUCUAGUAAUCUUCAAAUUAAUUCCUUAUUAUUACCUACAUAUAGUUGAUAUAUAGUCUAGAAUAUAAACUCUUGGUAAAUCUAGUCUGAUCUUCAUCUUGAGGAUAACUAAAGUGAUAGACUCAAUGUUGUAAAAACAUGGAACCUACUGGGUGCAUCAAAGAAGUUCUUCUGGCUGCUAUUCAGUAUAGAAAUAACAAUGUACCAUCUGCUUACUUAUUGCGUCAACUUGAGGCUUUGCAAACUAUUUCCUCCAAAUCAAGCUACAUUCGUCAGUUAUCUUCCCUUGAUCAAUAUGAAGUAGUGGAAUGUCUAACGUUUCUGGUAGAAGUCAUCAGAGAGGCUCAUGGAUCAGUGGAACUUCUUAAAAGAGUUGUUAAAAUUUUACUCAAUCUAUCUGUUGAUGAACAUGUUCGUCAGAUGUUGUACAGCACAUUUCAUCUGUGCACACCAUUGAUAUCUGUUAUUAUUAGCUACAGUGGCUGUCCUGAUGAUGACAACAUUCUGUUAGAAGCAUUACAGCUGUUCCAAAGAAUAACAUAUGGGCAUCGUUUGGAUUAUCACAAUACGUACACAGAAGACUUAUUGAAGUUGCUUAUUAGUCAAGUACUUGAACAAAAUGAAGUGACUAUUUCUGCUGUUGUGGGAACACUGGCCAAUUUGUGUAGAAACAACACACUAGUGCAGAACUCCAUCAGAAAUAUGAAACCAUCAGAAUAUAAAAUGCUGUUAAAAACAUUGUGCAGAUUUUUUGAUCAUUCCAACCAAACAUUAGUGAUCUCAUCAAUGAGUGUCUUUGUCAGUCUCUGUUUAAAUGAAAGUGAAGGACAGAAGUUUUUCUUUGAGAGUAGCAACGUAGAGCAAACAUUACAGACAAUAUUCAGCAUAAUAAAGAACAGUUUCAAGACCAUAGCCUGGAAAUAUGCAGCAGAUUUAUUGACUGAUCUACUCAGACAUCCACUCAUGCAGAUCUGCAUUAAAAAAUUUCGUCACCUACAUCAGUGUAUAGGGGAUAUUUUAGUCAACUUGCCUGCUGGUAACGAGGAGUCUGUUUCUGAGAUGUUCCAGUUGUUGUUGAGUCUGUGUACCGUUCCCUCCAUACGUCAGUGUGUGAACUCCAAGAUGUUCAGUCCUCUAGCACAAGGAAAAUUAUCAGCUGCUUCUUUGGUGGAUAUAACACGCUCUCCUCUAACUCCUGAGACAGAAGCUCUGUUGUGUUGUAUACAUUGGGUGGCUCAAGACCCCAGCACAAGAAACCGUGCACCAUGUUUGGCGUUAGAUUUCCUUAUUGACUCUUGUCAGGAUUGCUUGUGUGGCUCAGAUAGUUUGUAUCCAAUUCAUCUUUUAAUCCCAGUGUUCACACAAUUACUGUCUCGGCCAGACCAAACUAACUUCACUGAGAAAACAAUUAGACUUGUCAAAAUUUUAAGCGUUUUAUGCUCUAGUAAGCAAAGUCGGGAGUUGAUUGGAAGCCACUUUCAGAAAGAAAUAGUUGCCUAUUUAAUUGAAAAACAACUAUCUCAGCGACACACGGCUUACACAGCCACCAACCCGCUUGUUACAGAGGAAACAUCUGCCAGAGAAAACUGUGACAGAUGUGUUUUACUUAUUGCUGAUUUAACAUGGAAACUCAGAACUUGCAUUCCUGAACUGUCUGGCUAUCUAUCAAACAUUCUAAAGGAGCCAAAGCUGAUGGAAAUUAUAGCUACAGGACUAGCCUCGUCUAACCAGGAGGAAGUUGUGAUGUCCAUUCGUUUGACUUGUUUCAUGAUGGGCCUUGAUGACCCUAUGCCUGAUGUCCUUUUCUGUGGCUCUGUUGCAGCAUUAAACAAACAAAGACAGUGUGUUGCUAAGAGGCAAAAACUACAAAGAGAGCAUUCACCCAGUGUUAAUGUUCUUACUGAGAGGUCAAUGAACACAAAGGAGAACAGCCCCAAUAAUACAGAGCUUAGAAACCCAUUUUUAAAGACAAGUUUAAACACAGAUAAAGAUGAAACUCACUUAGAGAACUUAAUGAGAAAAGAAAACAUUUUAGAGACCAAAGAGGUGAAGUCUGGUGUUGUUAAAGAAGUUUUGGAACAUAAUAUUAAGACAUUACAAAUUAAAGAGGAACACCUCAGUGAUCUUCUUGAAGCUAAAUCAUUAGCCUUGACUCAAGCGGAUCGUUGUAUAGCUCAACUUAGAGCCUCAAAUGCAUUUCACUAUGCUGAGAUGAAAAAACUUCAGAAUGCUCUGACAGAGUCUGAGAAUAAAACAGAGCUUGUUGUUUCCCAGAUGAAUGAAAUGAGACUCAACUCAGAGAAAGUGAAUGCUCAGUUUGAAGCUCAAUUGAGCUUAGCCAAAGAAGAGAUUGAAGCCUUAAACAAAGUGCAAGAUGAAAUGGCUGAAAAGUCUACAGAUUUAGAAGAGCAACUGGCAAGCAGUAAACAAGAAAUCAAAACAUUAUCCAAUUUGCUGCAGAAUGUUCAGAAGGAUUUUGAGACGCUUUCUGAAAAACAUAAUGUGUCCUGUAAUGUCAACAAGCAGCUAGAAGAGGAAAGAAAAGCUUUAUCCAAACAAAUCAAAGAAAAAGAUGGAUCUUUACAAAAACUAAAUGUCAAUAUUCAAGCCCUGCAGAUAAAAUUUAACGAAACAGAAAAAUUCAGACAAGAACUAGAAAAAGAGAAAGAAGACAUUGAGGUGUAUGUUGACAAAUUGAGGAACCAGUUAAGUUCCAGUGAAAACAUGUGCAGGCAGUUACAGCAAAAGCUGACAACAUUAGAAGGUAUCAAUCAGGAGCAAGAAGAAAAACUGCAGCAGAAAAUGGAGAAAAUUUCUGAACUUGAAUCAGAACUGGAGAAGCAUAAUCAAAUUGUUUCUUUCAUAAGUAGUAUGCAGCUUAAAAAGAAAUAAGAGUCUUGUGCAAACAUGUAUUUUUAUGAAGAAUCUAUUCAAUUUAACUCACUGUGUGCAUUUCUUAUUGUACAAAUAAAGAUGACUUGUUUGGGACUGAUAUAAUUGUAUAGCCCUAAUGAUAAUGAAGUGUGUGUGUGUGUUGUUCUUUCAACAUUUUUACUUUUUAACCUUCAUAAAAGGGAGGAUACAAAUUUAAUUAAAUAAUAAUAAAUUCUGACAAUAAUGAUG
Molecule: messenger RNA, 3213 nt
Organism: Biomphalaria glabrata
Lineage: Eukaryota; Metazoa; Mollusca; Gastropoda; Planorbidae
Product: protein CIP2A homolog
Exons: 23
Coding region: 229-2982 (917 amino acids)
Source: RefSeq, a predicted model, not a curated record